This is a messenger RNA of Diatraea saccharalis (sugarcane borer), 2600 nucleotides long. The record is from the annotation of a GenBank genome assembly. Lineage: Eukaryota; Metazoa; Arthropoda; Insecta; Lepidoptera; Crambidae.
AAACAUGCACUAAAUGCGUUUUCUUACCUAAUAAAGAACACCUUGUUUAGUGUCAUGGUAGCGGUAAAAAAUUAACUGUACUAUAUAUUGUAACUAUUUUCCUUUCAGAUAUCAAGUUGCAAUGGGGUUGGUAUUGGGACUCCUAAAAAAAUUGUUCAAAGCUGGAGUAUGUUUCCUAGUUUUCGCAGCUCUUAUAAUAUUAAUACCAAACAUACCACCAUAUACAUCAUUUACAAGAAUAACGUUGGAGCCACCUCAGCCACUAACAGGACCUCUAGCACCAAAUGGAGCACUUGACAAUGCAGAAAAAUUGUUUAUUGACAAAGUGCUAGGCCCAGAGGCAUUCCAAUUGUACAAAGGGGAAGUAUACACUAGUCUUGCUACAGGGGAAAUUGUGAAAUUGACACCGGGUGGUCAUGUUACAUUUGUCACCAAAAUUGGACAACCAUGCACUGGUAUUAAACAAGAACAUAUUUGUGGACGGCCUCUUGGUUUUGUAUUUGAUGAAAAAAAUAAUCAAAUGUAUGUAGCUGAUGCAUAUCAUGGAAUUUGGAAAAUAGAUUUGAAAACAGACAAGAAGCAACUUCUAGUAUCACCUAAUGUAGAAAUCAAGGGGCGGACUCCGAAACUAUUUAAUCAUGUUGCAUUAGAUGGUCUUGGCAAUUUAUACUGGACUGAUUCUACCAGUGACUUUAAAUUAAAGGAUGGUGCAAUGUCAAUGUUGAGUGAUCCUAGCGGAAGAUUAUUUAAAUAUAAUGCAAUUACAAACACAAGUACAGUUCUAUUAGAUAACCUUUGGUUUCCCAAUGGAGUGAUAGUGUCUCCAGAUGAUCAGUUUUUAGUGAUAGCUGAGACAUUUGCGCAUAGACUGCUAAAAUAUUACAUCAGUGGUCCAAAAAAAGGAAAAUCUGAAGUAUUUGCGUCUGGAUUGCCAGGUGCACCAGACAACUUGCGUGCAUUACCAGACGGUUCAGGAAUGCUGGUGGGGAUGCCCAUAACUUACGACGACGAGAAUCCUCACUUAUCACACUCCUUGGCUGCAGCACCUUACGUUAGGAAGUUCCUUGCCCGCAUCCAGCGACUUAUUGAAAUCCCGUUCGAGUUUCUCAACAGCUACUAUCCACAUUUCGUAUUUGAGGACAUUGUGUACAGAAUCGGUCAUUUUGACAGUUUAUCUAAUAUUAUUACAAAUCCAAGUGGUUUAUUACAAUUAGAUUGGAAUGGAAAUAUUAUAGUUUCAUAUUACAACAAAGAUGGCUCUGUAGGGUUCAUAAGUGAUGGAAUUGUUUUUAAUGACAAGCUCUAUUUGGGAAGACCUCAUGCUCAAAACUUUGUCGGCUCCGUUCCAGCUCCCCCUUUGUUGAAAAAAGCGUUUUCUGGCAAACCAUCGCCAGGAAAACAAGAGCCUUCGAAGACUGCCAAAGCACCGACGCCUAAAGAACAACCUAAAGUUCAAGAAGCUGUCAAAGUAACUACUCCCAAGCCAACGACGCCGAAGGCUCCUGAAACUGAUAAAGUGACUAGCCCAAAAACUGCAACGGCACCUAAAGCUUCAGAGCCUGCCAAAGUUACCACCCCUAAACCCGUAAAGGAACCUAAAGUUGUCGCGGACUCUAAACCUAAGGUUGAGGCUAGCAAACCAACAACCCAACCUCCAAAAGCAACGCCACCCACAACACAGCAACCGCCCAAGAAAGCAUCAACACAGGAUAAACCCACUGUACCGCUUCCUAAGGCACAAGAAAAAAAUAACGCACCAAAACCAACUCAAGAACCUCCUAAAGCACAAUCCGCACAAGUGCAAAAACCUAAAUCUGAUGAUAAAGUUAAAACUACCACGACAAAACCGAGUCAGAACAAAGCAACUGGCUCUACAAAUCAAAAGCCCACACCACAGGCGCAAAAAUCUGGAAGUGGCUCUUCACCUAAAGUACAAAAACAAUCCCAACAAAACAUUCCUAAAAAUGACAAAAAGGCAGCACCACAACAAAUUCCCAUUAAAGAAGAUAUUCCCUCGGACACAAUCAAACCAAGUAAAGAAAAUCUAAAAGUGAUUAAGAAGGAGGGACCUACUGAAAUUCCAAAUCCAAAUUUGUAAAUACACAAAUGUUGUUUCAGAGACGUUAAAUUCAAAAAUAUUUUACCAGAAAUUUUGUAGGUUGCAAUGAUGUUUUAUCUGUAAGGGUUUUAUAAACGAUAAGUACUUUCAUAAAGUACUUAACGUCGAAAGUACUGAAUUACUUUAGUAUAAAAAAUGAUGAACCUUAUGAAUGAACAAACAUAGUUAUCAUUAGUAGGCAAUUAUUACAGUUACCCGUUAUUAACUUUAUGCUGUGAAUUUCGAAAUCGUAAAACAUAUACGUUAUUUCCUAAAUUGCAUUCCAAGGUAGUUAGCUAGUAUAUUCCUAUAAUUCCAUUGUUUAGAUAAAAAUUAGCCUAGUCCAGGGCUCCUAUAAUAGGCUCUUAACGCGAUUAUAAUAUUACUGUUGGAGGGAGUCAUACAAAAUAGUCUACAAAUUUUCUUAUACGUAGGGAUUGAAGAUGCUUUCCCGGGGCAAAGUACGAAAAUCUAUUGAUUUUUAGGUUUUAGCGUUGGACUG